AUGGCAACCGAGACGCCACCCGCCACGGCCGCCACGGCCGCCACGGCCAUCGCUCCCCAGGUGUUCCACUGGGACGAGGAGCGCCACGACAUAGUUAGGUUCGAGCACCGGAAGUUGAUCUAUGAAGAGAUAGAGCCUGACGCUACCUUGGCAUCCCGUUAUGCGCCUCCGUACAAGCGCCGUACCGUCGCCGUCGCCGCCGGCUCCCUGAGCCACUUCUUCGAUGACACCUACGGAUUCAGUCGCGCCCGCGCGCUCAUGGACUCCGGCCGCUACGGGCCUGAGCGGUUCGAGACUCGAUUUCAAAUGGUGUUGCCGACGGCCUUGCCCCCCCCCGGUCCAGGCGGCCGCGCCAUCGUCGACUUCGCCAACCGUCGCACCGCCAUCAUCCAGUCGAGAGUUGCGAAGCCGGGCUCGAGUAUCCAGGACUUCGUUGAGAGCGGUGACCAGCAGGAUAUUAAGAACCAGAGACAUGUCCUGUUAUACGAGCUGCCCCCAACCGCCGCUGAGCUCAGAGCUUGGGCUGAGUGGGAUAAGAACCUCCCUAUUAUGCAGGCGAAGUACGAGGAGUGGCAAGAGGCGCGCACGGUGCGCAUCAACUCGUGGCAACUUAUGGAGAUAUGUGACAAUUGGAGUGGGUCAGAGAGCGACAGCGAUGCCGAUACCAAGAGCGAUGCGGAGCCAAAGGGCGACACUGAAAUGGAAGACGUGAUCAAGGGGGAGGGCGAUACUGAGAUGGAAGACGAGACCGAGGAGGAUAGCAAGGCCGCGUCCGAGGACGAAGACUAG
Molecule: messenger RNA, 789 nt
Organism: Colletotrichum costaricense
Lineage: Eukaryota; Fungi; Ascomycota; Sordariomycetes; Glomerellales; Glomerellaceae
Exons: 3
Coding region: 1-789 (262 amino acids)
Source: RefSeq, a predicted model, not a curated record